Molecule: messenger RNA, 302 nt
Organism: Staurois parvus
Lineage: Eukaryota; Metazoa; Chordata; Amphibia; Anura; Ranidae
Source: the annotation of a GenBank genome assembly
CAGAUAUAGUGAAUGCAGGGUCCGGGGAGACCAGAUAUAGUGAAUGCAGGGUCCGGGGAGACCAGAUACAGUGAAUGCAGGGUCUGGGGAGACCAGAUAUAGUGAAUGCAGGGGUCCAGGGAGACCGGAUAUAGUGAAUGCAGGGUCCUGGGAGACCGGAUAUAGUGAAUGCAGGUUCCGGGGAGACCGGAUAUAGUGAAUGCAGGUUCCGGGGAGACCAGAUAUAGUGAAUGCAGGGUCCGAGGAGAGCGGAUAUAGUGAAUGCAGGGUUCGGGGAGACCAGAUAUAGUGAAUGCAGGGUC